Molecule: messenger RNA, 2160 nt
Organism: Emericellopsis cladophorae
Lineage: Eukaryota; Fungi; Ascomycota; Sordariomycetes; Hypocreales; Bionectriaceae
Product: SCF E3 ubiquitin ligase complex F-box protein-like protein
Exons: 2
Coding region: 1-2160 (719 amino acids)
Molecular function (GO): protein binding
Source: RefSeq, a predicted model, not a curated record
AUGAGGCCCGCGCUACCUCAGCAUAAUGGUGACCCAGGCAGCUCUUCGCGACCGGGCCGCUCAGUAUCGGCCUCCGAUGAACAAGAUGAUUCCCGGUCAUCUUCGUCGACCGAGUCGCCUGCUGCCGCCGAUCACGAAGAAUCCGAUUUCUUUCUCAACAAUAACGACUCACAGUCCUCGCUCGGCGUCAACGGAUUUCAGGAUAUGGUUAUGAAUGACGAUUGCCCGCCGAUGGACCGCUUACCGAACGAGAUCCUGAUGUGCAUUUUCGCAAAGCUUGCUCCGUCAACCCAUGACCUCUACCACGUCAUGCUAGUCUGCAAGCGUUGGGCCAGGAACUCGGUAGACCUCUUGUGGCACAGGCCGACGUGCAACAACUGGCGCAAUCAUGGAAUCAUCUGCCAGACUUUAGGCGUGGAGAACCCAUACUUUCGUUACGCAGACUUCAUCAAGCGCCUCAACUUGGCUGCCCUCGGUGAAAAGGUCAGCGACGGCAGUGUGCAGCCCUUGUCCGUCUGCACGCGGAUUGAACGACUCACGCUACCGAACUGUCGCGGCUUGACUGACCUAGGGCUCAUGUCCUUGGUAGAUGGAAGCACAUGUCUCUCAGCCCUCGAUAUUUCCAACGACAAGAAUAUCACCGAACAGUCGAUCAACGCGGUGGCCGAGUCCUGCAAGCGUCUCCAGGGCUUGAACAUUACAGGGUGUGAGAAUAUAUCCAACGAAAGCAUGAUCAAUCUUGCUCAGAAUUGUCGGUCCAUCAAGAGACUGAAAUUAAACGAAUGCUCUCAGUUGCGGGACGAUGCCGUCAACGCUUUUGCCGAGAACUGCCCCAACAUGCUCGAGAUCGAUUUGCAUCAGUGCCACUUGGUUGGCAACGGUCCCAUCACGGCAUUGUUGACCAAGGGUACCUCGCUGAGGGAGCUGCGCCUGGCCAACUGUGACCUCGUUGACGACUUCGCGUUCCUCUCUUUGCCGGCGUCAAGGACCUUUGAGCACUUGCGAAUCCUCGAUCUGACAUCGUGCGCCAGACUGACCGAUGAGGCUGUGCUGAAAAUCAUCGAUGCUGCACCGCGACUGAGAAACCUGGUCUUGGCCAAAUGUCGCAACAUCACUGACAUUUCUGUAAAGGCGAUUGCCAAGUUGGGUAAGAACCUUCACUAUGUACACCUGGGUCAUUGUGGACAAAUCACGGAUGAGGGGGUGAAGGAGCUCAUCCAACAAUGCAACCGCAUACGAUACAUCGAUCUGGGUUGCUGCACCAACUUGACGGAUGACUCCGUUCGCAGGCUCGCCACGCUCCCGAAGCUCAAGCGAAUUGGGCUCGUCAAGUGCAGCAAUAUAUCGGACGAAUCUGUCCUGGCUUUGGCAGACUCACAUCGUCGUUUGCGACCAGUCAGGGACAGCGCUGGCAGAGUUAUUGGCGGACACGGCGAUGCUUUCUACUCGUCAAGCCUCGAGCGAGUGCAUCUUAGCUACUGCGUGAACCUGACUUUGAAGAGCAUUUUCAAACUUCUCAACUGCUGCACCCGCCUCACCCACCUGAGCCUUACAGGUGUUGCGGCAUUCCAGCGCGAUGACUUUCAGCCGUUCUGCCGAGCAGCGCCACCCGAGUUUACCCAACACCAACGCGACGUCUUCUGCGUCUUCUCCGGGCACAGCGUGAAUCACUUCCGCAACUACCUCAACACCGACGAGCAAUUCAAGGAACUUCGAAUGAACAGCUCAUUCAGGCGCAUGCGGGACAGUGCGAGUCACCAUCACCAGUCCCUCGCGGGACUCGACCUGUUAGACGACGAGAUGAACGAUGGCGACGACGACUUUGACGGCAUGGACGCAACCAUGCAUCUUCCAACCGGUGCACCCGCGGGGAUCCUCAACUCGCUGAAUGGAUAUGGCCCACCCUCCAUACCGAAUGUUGGGCUGGCGGGGCUUCCGCAACAAUUGAACGGUCCGCUGAACCACUUUCCCGGGUUCGGUAAUUGGACCACCCUAGGUGAAAUGUUGAACAGCGGACAGGCCAGUCAAGCGCCCGUGGAGAGUGCAGGAGGUGCUAGUACGGCGCCCCUACACAUGCCCCAAGCCGAAGCGCAGCCGCCACCUGAUGAAGACGCCGCGGAUGGGCCCGGUGGCAGCGGGCAGCCGCAUCACUCGAUUUAA